Molecule: messenger RNA, 626 nt
Organism: Pundamilia nyererei
Lineage: Eukaryota; Metazoa; Chordata; Actinopteri; Cichliformes; Cichlidae
Product: mannose-binding protein C-like
Exons: 2
Biological process (GO): ossification
Molecular function (GO): growth factor activity
Source: RefSeq, a predicted model, not a curated record
CUUGAUCUGUUUGAUCCAGCUGCUACUGAGACGAGCUGCCCAGACCUCAGAGCCUUGAAGGACAGACUUGCCAAGCUAGAGCUCGCCAUUAACUAUCAUUUUGUCCGGAGAGUUGGUCAGAAAUACUUUGUGUCCAACAAGGAGAGAGGCUCUUUCUCCAGGGCUGUCGAAUUCUGCUCCCAACAACACAUAGAGUUGGCUCUGCCCCAGAACGAGGAGGAGAACAAUGCACUGACUCAAGUGUUUGGCGAUGUUUACAAGGCAGCUUGGAUCAGUGUCAACAACAAAAAGGCAGAGGGAAAUUUUGAGGUGGAUAUGAAAAACCAACGUCUGACAUUUACCAAGUGGGGAGAAGGUCAGCCAGACAAAUCCAUCCAAGAUACAGGCUGCACCAUGCUGUCAGAAAACGGCAUCUGGCAAGUUACACCAGAAUGUUCGCUGAACGCUUACAUCAUUUGUCAGUUAUAGAAAGUUCACAGUUCCUUGCAAAUCUCGCUUUGGUCGAUUUUCUUUCCCCAUGUCAUGUUCAUCUCAACUUUUCAUGAAGGGAAUUAACACAUAACUUUCUUAAACAAUGAUAAAUUACAUUCUACCCCGUGUGGGUUUUUUUAACAGUUUAUUAUUUU